AUGCCUUCAUCUUCUAGUCUAGAGAGAGAGAUAGACGACUACCAGGACGGUUCUUCUGAGAGUGACGGUAGUGUAGAUAGUUCGUCCUGUAGUGACUCCUCAGACGAGCAUUACUCGUCUGGGGUUCCUGGGAUUCCCUUAGAGGAAUUUCAGGAACAACAACGUAGGGCGGCUUCUGGAUCUGGGGCUAGCUCGUCCAGACAGCCAUCAAGUCCUCCUCAAGACGAGGAAGAGGACGAAGAUGUAAUCUAUAGUUGUGCCCCAGAGGUAGCGUCCACCUUAGACGAUGCUAAGUUAAAAACUCUUGUAGAUAGAUACCAAAUCCCUAAAGAGCUUAACCCUCGUCUACCCCAGCCUGGAGAAUGGUGUUGUUCCCCUUCCUCAGGCUUAGGGGUAUACGCUUCUUACCUAUUAGCUGGCCUUAGGUUUCCCUUAAACUCUUUCUGCAGAGACCUCUUCCAAAGGUUGGGUAUUGGGCCAAACCAGCUCAAUCCCAAUGGUUGGAGGACGAUAGUUGCCAUGCAAGUAUUAUGGCGUGAGGCAUUGGAAGGGAACCGUCCAAUUACAGUGGACGAGUUCCUUUACUGUUAUAAGCCCUCAGAGAUCAAAAAAUCUGCUGGGUUCUACCAGUUCUCGUCCAGAGGUUCGUAUUACAGUUUAAUAACGGGCCGUAGUUCGUCUGACCGUCUUUGGAAAAAAGAAUUUUUUAUUAUUUCUGGAAAUUGGGCUGGGGACCCAGCUGAUGUGGGUAUUCCCUCCUUCCCUCCUUUUACCAGCCCUCUAGGUCGUCUUCGCCCUGAGGCUGUCGUUCGUCCACGUUUGGAUAAGUUUUUCUUGGAUCAGAUAGAAGUGGUUCGCACUUUUCCAGGAAGGACUUUCCACGACUUGGUUACUUUUACUCGUCUAGCAACUUGGGGACUUGGUCCAAUCCCAACUGCUGAGAAUUUAAGUCACGAAGAGCUCACUCGUCGAAGGAUAAGCACGAUGAGGGAAAACAAAGAGAAAACAGUGGCUAGCGGGGACGAAGAUGCUGCUGCUCCUACUGUCAAAGUGGCUUCCGUCCAGGCUGGGAAGAGGAAGUCAAAACCAAUUUCAAGUACUGUGGACCUGGACGACCUUCCCAGUCGUCGUGGCCACAAGAAGCAAAAACAAAGGCCUUCCCUUCCAAAGGUUCCCAAGUUCGUGCCACCAACAGUGAACUUGGACGAGCCUGUGGUGGACGUGGAGCCCGUCCAAACGAUUCAUCCUGCUCCGUCUGAUCCUCCCCCAGCUCCCAAAACUUCUCAGAAGUCUGGCUCGUCUGAAUCCUCUGAUCGUCCCUCUAAUUUGGUUCUGGACGAGGGUUAUGCAUGGAGGACGUUCAAAGGGAUCGUCACUGAUCAUGAGGUUAACGAAUGCUACAACAUGUCAGUGAAGGAGUUUGAGCGUUCUGGCAUCCAUGACCUUUUCAAGGCUAUGUCAAAGUUUUAUACAGCGACCUGCCAGGCCAAGGAGCUUGCUACAGAGGCCAAGACAGCCAAGGAUAAGGCUAAGGAGCUGGGCCAUGAGGUUUUGCUUAAGAAAGGGGAGGUCAUCAGGUUGACAGAGGAUUUUAAUCGUCUGCUGGGAAGCGAGACGAAGUUGAAGAACGAAGUAGAGGAGCUCAAAGCUGACAACUUAGAGAAGGAUACCCGCAUCGUCCAUCUCGAGGGACAAGUUUCAGAGCUUACCUCGUCCUUGGAGAAGGCACGUGAGGAAGCAAUAGCUGCUUUUAAGAAAUCUGACGAGUACAAGAAUCGUCUAGACAGUCAUUAUGCAGCUGGGUAUGAAGACUUCCGUGCUGAUGCCAAGGAGGCGUAUCCUGAUUUGGACUUCAACUCGUUCAAGCUCCCUCUUGCUACAGAGAGUUCCGCGUUGCAGACGAGUUCCGAGGACGUCAACAUCAUGGACGAUGCUAACACUGAAGUCAUUCAGGACGAUCCCAAGACGAGCUUGCCCAAGUGA
Quercus lobata is the source of this 1983-nucleotide messenger RNA. RefSeq lists its product as uncharacterized. The record is from RefSeq and is a predicted model, not a curated record. The transcript is spliced from 4 exons. NCBI's taxonomy places the organism in Eukaryota, Viridiplantae, Streptophyta, Magnoliopsida, Fagales, Fagaceae. Bases 1 to 1983 code for a protein of 660 amino acids.